AGGAAGUGCAGUGAACUAUAUAGAUGUUCCGGCGACGGCACGAUCAAGAAUAUUUAACAAAAACGCAGCUGAAGCGCUCCAGUAUUUUGAGAAUGGCCGGCACGGAAAUGGUGGACCAAGACGGACUCGGAGAGACCUUCGUUUUCCGCGCUUUGAGGAUAGCAGCCGUGGUGGCGCUGUACUGGUUCAUCUCCAUAACCAUGGUGUUCCUCAAUAACCAUCUCCUGGACAACCACGACCUGGACGCACCGCUGUUUGUGACCUUCUACCAGUGCCUGGUGACGGUGGGACUCUGCUGGGUCAUGCAGUUGUUGUCUGCCCUCAACCCCAAAUUGAUCGACUUCCCGUCGGUUAAAUUCGACCUGAAGACGUCCCGGGAAGUUCUGCCCCUGUCGGUGGUCUUCAUCGGCAUGAUCACCUUCAACAACCUGUGCCUGAAACAUGUCGGAGUGGCUUUCUACACGGUGGGACGAUCCCUCAGCACGGUGUUUAAUGUACUGAUGUCAUACAUUAUCCUCAGACAGACCACUUCCUUCAAAGCCAUAUCAUGCUGCGGGUUGAUUCUUGGUGGAUUUUGGCUGGGUGUGGACCAGGAGGGCCUAGCAGGCUCCCUUUCCUGGUCCGGUGUUUUCUUCGGAGUGCUCGCCAGUGCUUGCGUCUCCCUCAAUGCCAUCUACACGAAAAAGGUGAUGCCCGCGGUGGAUGGCAAUAUUUGGAAACUGUCCUACUAUAACAAUAUCAACGCUUGCAUCCUCUUCCUCCCGCUCAUCCUGGUGUUUGGAGAGCUGGGCCGUGUCGCCAAUUUCAGCCGUCUCGCUGACGCGGGUUUUUGGGGCAUGAUGACGCUCGGAGGAGUGUUUGGCUUUGCCAUUGGCUACGUCACAGGCCUCCAGAUUAAGUACACCAGUCCGCUGACACAUAACGUCUCAGGGACAGCAAAGUCCUGCGCUCAGACUGUUAUUGCGGUAGUGUACAACUCUUCGAGUAAAAGCCUUCUGUGGUGGACUAGUAACAUGUUGGUUCUUUGCGGUUCUUCAGCCUACACAUGGGUGAGAAGUCGAGAAAUGAAGAGGACUCCCACCAAGCAGCCUCAGGAUUCCACCACAGAAAAACUUCUUGGUGAAAAAGGCAGCAUAGGGAUAUAAAACACUCCUUUUACUUUUUUUUUUUUUAGGAUACAGGACUUGAAUUUUGCGGGGAUUAGAGGCUUUGACACAGUGGUUUUACAGAGAUUAUAUUUUAUAUAGCUUUGUAUUUAAUUCUAUUUGCUAGUGUUCGGGGUACACUGUCCAAUUACCUAUACAAUGAAGGACUACAAUAAUUAAUACAACAGUUCAGACCACAGGGGAAUUUGUUUUUAUAUACCAUAUUUUCUGGACUAUAUAGCGCACUGGGAUAUAAGCCGCACCCACGAAAUGUUUGAAGAAAAACAUUUGUAUCCAUUAGCCGCGUCAGACUAUAAGCCGCAGUUAUAUACUUUGUGAAUUGAGUUAUUUAAACAAAAAGAUUCUAUAAAUGUUUACCGUAUUUACUAUAAGUCGCACCGGCCGAAAAUGCAUAAUAAAGAAGGAAAAAAACAUAUAUAAGUCG
Messenger RNA from Nerophis lumbriciformis (worm pipefish), 1590 nucleotides. It is a transcript of the gene slc35c1, whose product is annotated as solute carrier family 35 member C1. The record is from RefSeq and is a predicted model, not a curated record. Lineage: Eukaryota; Metazoa; Chordata; Actinopteri; Syngnathiformes; Syngnathidae.